CGCCGGGACCGGGGUUGGGGCCGGGGCCGGGGCCGGGGCCAUGGCCACGGCCGGGCCUGAAGCCUCGGGUGCUGCUGCUGCCGCCGCUGAGGGGAGCGAAGCCGGGAAUGGCGGCCUCGAUGGCUACGUCAGGAAGUGCGUGUUCUGCAGGAUCGCCCGCCGAGAGGAGCCGGGCACGGCGCUGCUCCCCUGCGAGGAUGAAGACCUUGUUUGUUUUAGAGAUAUAAAACCUGGUGCCCCCCACCACUAUCUGGUGGUGCCCGUGAAGCACAUCGGAAAUUGCAAAACACUGAAGACAGAGCAUAUACCUCUAGUGAAGAGAAUGAUGGAAGUUGGAAAAGCUGUUCUCCAGAAGAAUAAUUUUAGUGACUUGAAUGAUGUAAGAAUGGGUUUUCACUGGCCUCCCUUCUGCUCGAUACCCCACUUGCAUCUUCAUGUUCUGGCUCCAGCCAGUCAGCUGGGAUUCCUCUCCAGGCUCUAUUACAGAAUCAAUUCCUACUGGUUUAUCACGGCUGAACAGCUAAUCGAGAGACUGCAAACUGAAAAUGCUGCCAGCUGAAAGCUUGUGUCAUUUGGUCUUCAAGCUCUGAAUUAAGGUUGCACAGUUUGAUGUUGCCAAUAAUAUCCCAGGAUAAAAAAAGCUUUAGUUCCUUAUGAGGAAAGACACACAGAAUUUGUAGCUGCCAACCUAAUUCUUCUGUUUGGAUACAUCAGUCUGUAUACUUCCCUGGCAAUAGCGUGAUGUAUUUCAGUUACAAUUUUAUAUUUGUGUAUAUACAGCCGUAAUACACACACACACACAUGCACACAGGCAGAGAAUUCUUCCUAUUAAAAGGCCAAGUGUAGCAGCAGAAUGUAUUGCAACCAAGGCAACGAGUUAAAACUAACAGCUUGUGAAUGGUACCAAAGGGAGUAUUUGUUGCAGAAUCAAGCUUUCAUUUUCAAGAUGCAUUGUUCCGGGAUUGCAGGUAACAUUUCAAACAUUUGUUCCCAUCUGCAUUUGUAUGAUAUGUUACUUAUGCCUAGUGAUGAGUAGGUGCAUUGCUGACAGUACAGUACUGGCUUUCUGGUGCUAAACCACUUCAAUGUUACCUGCCUUGUUUGCAUCACAGUGACACAGUAAAUGUCAAUACAAUGCUGUAUAACCUAGAAUAUGGUUUAUGUGUAAAUAGACUUAAAGAUUUUUUUUCCCUCUUAUGUGCGCAAUAUUUGAAAUUAGUUACUGUAUGUUUACAAAGAACGUGAAGAGUUCAGAAGAACAGAUUUAAUAUACUGCUCUUCUGCAUGGCAGUAGACAGAAAAAUCCAGAUUUUCUGAUCUUGUUCUCACUGGAAGUCCCUUGCAGAUUACUAAUGCCUUGGCCAAAUUUGGAUUCUAAAUGGAGCAGUAAGAGAAGUUGGUCUGAAACACUGUGUGUGUGUGUGUCAGACUUACGUAAGAGCAAUGUGAUUUGACUUUGGGAUAGCAGGGACUCAGCCCAAAAUUGGAACAUGCCAAGUGUCUUACGGAACCUGCUGAACAUUUGCUUUUGCUGCAUGACUCUAAUCAGGAAUGCUAUCACUUGUUUUUCAGUACCAUAAUAAGGCAGACUGGAAAGUUAAAACUCCAGAACACAUGAAGUGGAUUUUGUUUGUUCACAGAGCAUGUCUUGGUGCCAAACUAACCAAGUGCCCUUGCCUGAUGCAUUCAGAUGCAGCUGAGGUGAGAAUGUCUGUUGCACCUGCAAGCUUCCCUGAACAUAAUAUUCUGUGUUUUCCACGGAUCCAGCACCUGUUGCCUUAGUGGUACGAUGUGUUGUAAUGUUCUUACAGUACUUCAGAGUCUGCACCCUUCUGAAGAACAGCAUUUUCUACCUGGGAGAGUUUACACCUCUCUGUCUGUAAGAUCAUCUUCCUAAUGUCUUGUUACUGUUAUUAGUGGGCACUCACAUGUCAUUUGCAGCCCUUUAGGGUUUUAAUUUGUUAGGUUUGGUAGGAAAAGUGUGACUUAAAGCCACUGAACUUGGACUGUGCAGUAGAUGAAGAGGUUUGAGCUGGCUUCUAACUUCAUGAAAUACCUGAACGUUAAGGAUUUUCAGGAGUUAAAACUUACUGUGUUCUGAUCUGUAAUUAAUUUAUGUAACUAUACUGAACUGUGACAUAAUGUAAUAUUUAAAAUACCAACAUGAACUGUUGUCAAAAAGGAUUAAUAAAUGCUAAUCUUGGAAUGAU
This is a messenger RNA of Corvus hawaiiensis (hawaiian crow), 2210 nucleotides long. It is a transcript of the gene HINT3, whose product is annotated as histidine triad nucleotide binding protein 3. NCBI's taxonomy places the organism in Eukaryota, Metazoa, Chordata, Aves, Passeriformes, Corvidae. The transcript has 5 exons. Bases 41 to 559 code for a protein of 172 amino acids. Gene Ontology annotation, molecular function: catalytic activity. The record is from RefSeq and is a predicted model, not a curated record.